GAGCUCGGAGAUGAAAUCAAGGCUCCGUGAAUUGGUACCAGGACCAAUGUGCAGAAGAAGAAGGAAGGGUCAGGUCUCCAAGGAAGUGGAGCAGCGUGGACGCCUGACACUUGCUACCACCAGCAGCAGAUGACAAUUCAAGGAAUCUUAAAGUAUCAAAACGAAACGGAGCAGACAUGGCUGGAAAGUGCUUUCACUUGACGUGUAGAAUAGAAAGUGCCACUGCGGAAGCCCUCGGUACCUUGAGAAUGAGCGGACCGUGAUUAGGCUGCGGAGGAGGAGGAGGAGAAGGAGGAUGGGAGGAAGAAGGGGUGGGUGACAAGAGGGACGGAAUCUAGGACGACAGGGCUCUGGGAUUUGGGAUAUGAGCUCUGCUGGGCUCUGGCUUGUUUCUCGUCCGAGAUGCUCGUGAGCGUAACGCCACCAACGGAAAGGACAUGAGCGUGUUUGAACCCCGUGGGAUGAGUCGACGACGAUGAUGUGAAUUCGAAUUGUGCAGGAAAACCGUCGAGGAUAACAGACAAAAAAAGUCACAUUGUGCAGGAAAGUAUCAACAUGGGAUUGAUUUUGCAGAUGGAGCCCUGGCGCUUGCGAUGGGCGGUGACGAUUGCGGUGCUGCUGAUGGUGCAAUUGUGCUCGGAAUCCGAAGCGAUCGAGGUCAAAAUUCUGAAAUCGGGUCUCGAGAGUCAUGUCGUGGGAAGCGAGGCGAAGGUGAUGCGCCAGCGCGUGGACCACUACAAUGCUCAGGACCAUCGCACCUUCGGGCAGAGGUGGUAUGAGCACACAGACUAUUUCAAGGCGCCCGAUGGCCCCGUCUUCUUGCGAAUCUGCGGAGAGGCGGCUUGCUCGGGAAUCUCGAACGAUUACCUCAUGGUGCUGGCGCAAGAGUUCGGAGCCGCCGUGGUGACGCUGGAACAUCGCUACUACGGCGAGAGUCUCCCGUUCGACGACCUGUCCACGGAGAAUCUCAGAUUUCUGUCGUCCAAGCAAGCUCUGUUUGACCUAGCUGCGUUCCGCAACUACUACCAGGAGCUGCUGAACCAGCGCCACAACCGAACGGGGGACGACAAUCCGUGGAUCGUCAGCGGGAUUUCCUACUCCGGUGCAUUGAGCGCUUGGUUCCAAAUCAAGUUCCCGCAUCUCUCGCGAGGGGCCAUCUCGAGCUCGGGCGUCGUGCUCGCCGUGCUCAACUACACGGAUUUCGACAGGCAGGUGGCCGAGUCGGCAGGGCCCGUGUGUGCGAGUGCAUUGCGCCAAGUGACCGCCGAGGUCGAGGAAGCUGUGAAGAAGAACGCCACCGCAAUCAAGGAGCUCUUCUCCGCGGGGCAGCUGAAGAAUGACGGCGACUUCUUCUAUUUUCUGGCCGAUGCCGCUGCCAUCGCGUUCCAGUACGGGAACCCGGAUCGAUUGUGCAAGCCCCUGGAGGAAGUGUACACGAACAACGGAGACGUCGUCGCCGCCUACGCAGAAAUCGUGAAGUCGUUCUACAUCGACUACUUCGGGACGUCGGUCGACACAUACGAUCAAGAAUCGCUGAAGAACACAACUCCAGGUCCUCACUCCGGGGACCGCAUGUGGUGGUAUCAAGUGUGCUCGGAAGUGGCCUACUUCCAAGCAGCAUACGAAGGCAGCAUUCGCUCGUCUGAAGUCAGCGUCAAGUAUCACCUGGACCUGUGUGCAAAUGUGUUCGGAGCCGGCAUGUAUCCGGAGGUGGAAAUCACAAAUCUCUACUACGGAGGAACUGCCAUCUAUGGGUCCAAAAUUGUGUUCAUGAAUGGAUCUCAGGACCCUUGGCGAUGGGCCUCGAAGCAGACCUCGUCCCCCGGGGAACCCUCGUUUCUGAUCAAAUGUCAAAACUGCGGUCAUGGAACUGAUAUGCGAGGAUGCCCUCAAUCUCCCCUGCAGGCCAAGGGCGACGCGUCCAAAUGCGACAAUCCUCUGGAGGUUCUGAAAGCUCGAGAGCUCAUUUCCACGUUCAUCGGAGAGUGGUUGGCAGAGCCAGUCAAGUGUUUAGAACAGCUGUAGAUCUCGUUCUCUUGUUGUGGAGCACAAGGCCUGCCUCACCUUUCACAUCCUCAUUAGGUCGUCACGCCACCGACCCGUCGUGGCAGUGCUGUAUAUUCUUAGUUCGAACCUGAUUUCUCCUCGAGUGCUCCACAACUUCUCUCUUUUCUAGUACCAUAGUCCACUGUUGUUGUUUACAGGCUUGAAAAGUCAGGCGAGCACUACAGGCCUCGAUGUACAUUGUUCCUGGGGAGGCUCGAACUGCUUG
This is a messenger RNA of Marchantia polymorpha subsp. ruderalis, 2272 nucleotides long. NCBI's taxonomy places the organism in Eukaryota, Viridiplantae, Streptophyta, Marchantiopsida, Marchantiales, Marchantiaceae. The record is from the annotation of a GenBank genome assembly.